GCUCAGGGGAACCUUUUCCAAGACUUUCUUCAUCUGUCGGUUAACCGUUCGAUUCCCGCACGAGCCCUUGACUCGUGUGGAGAUACUGUAACGAUAACGUCGCGCGUCAUUCCGAUUCAAAAUUUGGCAACAACAUUUGUGCUUUAUCACUAAGCUUCAUGUGUUGUAAAACGUUACGCAAGUCUGUUUUCUAAAUUAUUAGAAGUUUGUCAACAGGACAAGUCCCAGUGGAAAGAAGGAAGAAGUGAAGACAGAAUUUGCAUCUCGGAUGAAAAAGUGAGGCUGGUGAUCCAGAAUGGAAGAUUUCAGGCGGACAUAUCUGCGUCUGUGUAAGGAGGGAGGUGUGGAGCCCCAGGAGAGUGUUGUGGCCCAGCUCCAGGAGAACAGGACUGCUCAGGGCUCCAGACUGGACCUGAGUGGACAAAGUCUGUCUGUGGAUACCUGCUCUGUGCUGGCAAGGGCCUUCCAAAAAGAUAUCACCUUUACAGAGGUGUUGCUUAGUGACUGUAUGCUCAGCGAGGAAGGUGCCAAAGUUCUCCUGAUUGGACUGUUUGGCAACACAGCUGUGAAAACCCUGGAUCUGAAGGGAAAUAACCUGAGAUCAGCAGGGGCUGAGGUGUUGGGAAAGUUGUUGGCAUGCAACAAGACUCUGCGUAGGCUGGUGUUGGAGUGGAAUGCCUUGGGUGUGUGGGAUGAGGCCUUUUCACUUUUUUGUGAGGGUCUGGCCUCCAAUAGCAUGCUGAUGGAGCUGGACCUGCGCAACAAUCAGAUCAACCAUCAUGGAGCAUCUGAGCUUGCUCUGGCACUCAAACGCAACACCACCCUGGAGGUGCUAGAUCUGAGGUGGAACAACAUUGGUCUGCUGGGUGGCAGGUCUCUGCUAGAGGCUUUACAAAAAAACAAGAGCAUAGUACAGCUAGAGAUGGCGGGGAACAAUAUUCCCAGUGAUACACUCAAAGCACUUGAGCAGACCACAGAGCACAACUCAGACAGACAAUCCACCCUCAGAGAGAGCCGCAGCAGGACACAGGUCCUCACCACAGAGAUUCAGACACUGAAGGACAAGAAGGGCCGCCAGCUCCUCAGCCUGAUGGAAACCAUAGACAGACAGAGGGAAGAAACAGGACGCUCAAACAGAUCCACUUCCAUUCAGAUAGGCCGACUCCAGGAAGCUCUGAAUGAGAGGAAGUCAGCUGUCAACUCUCUCACUGCCAAACUGCAGAUGACCGAGGCUGCCCUUGCCCUCUCUGAGCAGAAAAAUCACAACAUGGGAGAACUGCUGACUCAAGUGAAGGUUGAGAAAGAAGAGCAGUGGGAACGCCAGAGCAGAGAGAGGAAGAAAGAACAAGAGGACUGUGUGCACAGAGAGGGCAAACUCCUCAGAGAGGUCCAAAACUUGUCCGAAACCAACAUCCAACUCAAGAGUAAAGUGGAGGAGAUGGAGCGCAGGUGCAAGUCUCAGCAGCACCAGAUCUUUGAGCUGAAACAAGAACUGACCAACAACACAGCUGAGCUAAAGCUGCGACUAGCACAGGCAGAGGACCGUCUGGAAACAGAGAAACGAAGGUCCAAACAAGUCCUGGAGGACAUGGACAAUCUCCGACAGAAAGAGGUGGAGCAUGUGAAUCGACAUCUGGAGGAAAGUGAGAGAACUCUGCAAGAGCGCAUCUUCAAACUGGAGGGACAGCGGAUACAACUGGAAGAGGAGCUGAUUAAGGCUAAAGCACUGUGUGUGUCAGAGAGGGCCCAAGCAGAGGAGGAACUGGGAAGAGUGCGAGCUCAAGUGCGCCUGGAAGAGCAGGAGCAUGUGUCAAUGUUAGAGGAGAAGCUUCGCUCGGUGCGUUCUUCCCUGCAGGAGGUCCAGCACCACUGCUCCCAGCAAAAGCAGACCAUCUCUGAGCUGCAGGCUAAAACCGGUCAGCAGAGUGUCGAGAUGGACGGACUGCGGCGCAGGAUAGAGGAGCUCCAGCAG
This is a messenger RNA of Lates calcarifer (barramundi perch), 1972 nucleotides long. RefSeq names its product leucine-rich repeat-containing protein 45. Gene Ontology annotation, cellular component: centrosome. NCBI's taxonomy places the organism in Eukaryota, Metazoa, Chordata, Actinopteri, Centropomidae. Gene Ontology annotation, molecular function: protein binding. The record is from RefSeq and is a predicted model, not a curated record.